This is a messenger RNA of Oncorhynchus tshawytscha (Chinook salmon), 2046 nucleotides long. Its product is annotated as 1-phosphatidylinositol 4,5-bisphosphate phosphodiesterase beta-3-like. The record is from RefSeq and is a predicted model, not a curated record. Gene Ontology annotation, biological process: lipid metabolic process; phosphatidylinositol-mediated signaling. Lineage: Eukaryota; Metazoa; Chordata; Actinopteri; Salmoniformes; Salmonidae. The annotation marks the transcript as partial. Gene Ontology annotation, molecular function: phosphatidylinositol-4,5-bisphosphate phospholipase C activity; calmodulin binding. The transcript is spliced from 17 exons.
AUGUCUCACGGUGCGAGUAUCUGCACGAACCCCAGUGACCAGAUGGACAUCUUGAACUUCUUCCAUUUUCAUACUGCUGCGUUUCAGGCUGCCUUCUCGCUGUUCACAGUCCUGCAGCCUGUGCAGCCUUUCGGUUCAUUGCGGGAGAGGUUGGAGUCUGCUUCUGGGACAGAUUUGUUCACACAGCUGGAGAGAAGGGGGGUUAAUGCCAGCCAGCUGGAGAGAGAUCAGAUCAGUCUGAUGGGGUUCAGCAGGUAUCUAGGAGGAGAGGAGAAUAGCAUGGUCCCUCCAGAGAGACUGGACAUCAUAGAUGAUAUGAACCAGCCCCUGUCCCACUACUUUAUCAACUCUUCCCACAACACCUACCUCACAGUUGGUCAGCUGACAGGUCUGUCGUCGGUGGAGAUGUAUCGCCAGGUGUUACUGACUGGCUGUCGCUGUAUAGAGCUGGACUGCUGGAAGGGACGUCCGCAGGACGAGGAACCGUACAUCACGCACGGCUUCACCAUGACCACAGAGAUACCCUUCAAGGAGGUGAUUGAAGCGAUAGCAGAAAGUGCGUUCAAGGCCUCUCCCUAUCCCCUCAUCCUCUCCUUCGAAAACCAUGUUGACUCGGCGAAGCAGCAGGCCAAGAUGGCGGAGUAUUGUCAAAGUAUCUUUGGAGACGCCCUUCUCAUCGACCCUCUGGAGAAAUACCCGCUGAUCCCAGCUCAGCCCUUACCGUCACCCCAGGAGCUGCUGGGUAAGAUCUUGAUCAAAAACAAGAAGAAGCACCACCAUAGAGCGUCCACCAGGGGCAGUCUGAGGAGGAGGACCGGAGAGACGGACAGUCUGGGACAGGCUUCACCUCUUAACGACUGUCAUUUCAGUGACAGUGAUGGAGGCCAGCUGCUAUCCAAUGGGGAAGAGAGGCUGGCAGACAGGCUGGUUAAAGACGGAGAUCCUCGCAAAUCUAUUGGAGGGGAGGGAGAAAGUGAUGAGGAGGAGGAAGAGGAACCAGUGGCUGAACUGAAGAAACCGAACUCUGAUGAGGGUACUGCUAGUAGUGAGGUGAACGCAACAGAGGAGAUGUCUACUCUGGUCAACUACAUAGAACCUGUCAAGUUCAAGAGCUUUGAGGUCGCAAACAAGAGGAAUAAGUAUUUUGAGAUGUCGUCGUUCGUUGAGACUAAGGGUAUGGACACCCUGAAGAGUGCCCCCAUUGAGUUUGUUGAGUACAAUAAGAAGCAGCUGAGUCGUAUCUAUCCUAAGGGCACCAGGGUAGACAGUUCCAACUACAUGCCUCAACUCUUCUGGAACGUCGGCUGUCAGAUGGUGGCACUGAACUUCCAGACUCUUGACCUGCCCAUGCAGUUGAACAUGGGAGUAUUUGAGUAUAAUGGCCACAGUGGCUACCUACUGAAACCAGAGUUCAUGAGAAGGACAGACAAACACUUUGACCCCUUCACCGAGAACAUUGUGGAUGGCAUCGUAGCCAACACCGUGAAGAUCAGGGUGAUCUCGGGUCAGUUCCUGACCGAUAAGAAAGUGGGCGUGUACGUGGAAGUGGACAUGUUUGGACUUCCUGCCGACACAAAGAGGAAGUAUCGCACCAGGACAUCCAAUGGGAACAGCCUGGACCCUGUCUGGGAUGACGAGACAUUUGUCUUCAACAAGGUGGUCCUCCCCACCUUGGCCUCUUUGAGGAUUGCUGUGUUUGAGGAGAAUGGGAAGUUCCUGGGACAUCGGAUCUGUCCUGUGUCAACUAUCCGCCCCGGUUACCACUACAUCAGCCUGAAGAACGAGAUGAAUCAACCUCUGAUGCUGCCCUCCCUCCUGGUCUACACCGAGGCUCAAGACUACGUUCCUAAUGAACAUCAGGAGUAUGCAGAAGCAUUGACCAACCCCAUGAAACAUUACAGUCUCCUGGUCCAGAGAGACAGACAGCUGGCGUCUCUAAUGGAGGACAACAGUGAGAGUGUUUUUGAGCAGCCAAAGGAGGGAGGGCCGGAUUUGGAAGGUGACGCCCCUCUUGUGAAGAUCCCCUCCCCCUCCAUCCCGUCCCGC